Rotaria sp. Silwood1 is the source of this 609-nucleotide messenger RNA. Lineage: Eukaryota; Metazoa; Rotifera; Eurotatoria; Philodinida; Philodinidae. The record is from the annotation of a GenBank genome assembly.
AUGUCAGAAAUCAAUGCAUUAGCAUUUGUUAAAAUGUUUCUUCAUCUAGCUAAAUAUCCUGAAUUGGCUGUGAAUGGUGUUUUAUUAAGUAGUCGAACUGAUUCUACAAAUGAAGAAGUUGAUUCAUCAUCAUAUUUGCAUUUUGUUGAUUGUAUUCCAUUAUUUCAUGGUGUUCUUUCAUUAUCCCCUAUGCUUGAAAUAGCAUUAUCACAAAUUGAUGCUUAUUGUUCAACACAAAAUUUAACUAUUGCCGGUUAUUAUCAUGCCAAUGAAAAUUAUUCCGAUACAAAUCCUAAUUUUACGGCUUUAAGAAUAAUGGAAAAAAUUAAAGAAAAUAAUCCAAAUACUCUUUUAUUUAUGAUUGACAAUAGUCUUGUUAAUUUAAGUGAAAAUGAUCGGUUUUAUAAUGUAUUUACAUUGGCCGAUAAAAAUUUGACAAAUGUCAAUGAUUCACAUAUCGUCAUUGAUGAAUGUCGUUUGGCUGCAUUAAAUCUUCUUAAUCAUAAGCAACAUCGUCAAUUAAUUGAUUUUGAUAAUCAUUUAGAUUCGAUUUCUAAUGAUUGGCGUAAUCCAAAUAUCAAUAAUGAACUACAAUCGUCAUCUUUUUAG